AUGCAGCAUGACCCUGCGUGUGGGUACUGUCGUCGCGAUUUCGAUGACUGGAAAUCCUUGGAACAACACUGGAAAACAUCGUCGGUACACGCCAUCAGUCCUCGGCUAGUGGAAUGGGAUCUGGAAGAAUCGGUCGCAACCGAUUACGACAAUACGCCUCGAUACCUUCCUGUCAGAGGAGUCGAGCGCUACUGCGUAACAUGCGAGGGGUGGUUCCAGGUGAAGCCAGAAGGUCAUUGUCAUGUAAUCACACUAGGCCGAGCGAAGCCUCAUCAAUCGGCCGCACGCGAUCUCAAGUGUCCCUUUUUCCCGAGAAUGUUUGGGCAGCCCUCGGCCAUCGCGCAAUAUAUCGAGUGUGGCGCUUGCGGGGCUGCGCGGACCGUCGACCGUCAUCAGGUUACCACCGCCGUCCAUGCACUUGAGGUCUCGCCAUCCGUCAGUAUUGCACACAGUCGGCUGGGAGCGGCGCACCCCACUGUGCCCUCGCCUAUGGUGACGGAGAUGGCAUGGAAUUCGCAUGUCUCGGCGUAUGAGUGCUAUCUGUGCCACCUCCGAUUCAAGAGCCUACCCGGCCUCAAUCAACAUCUGGCCUCGCCGGCGCACGACCAGAACGAGUUCCGCUGCCCUCAGCCGACAUGCGCGAAGGAGUUCAAGAUCAUGUCGGCGCUCGUCCAGCACAUCGAGAGUGAGGCGUGCGGUUUAGCGCGCUUCGCUGAUGUGCGGGAGCACACGAAGGCUUUGACGGACAGGUUCUCUAUGUAG
Molecule: messenger RNA, 762 nt
Organism: Peniophora sp. CBMAI 1063
Lineage: Eukaryota; Fungi; Basidiomycota; Agaricomycetes; Russulales; Peniophoraceae
Source: the annotation of a GenBank genome assembly